Messenger RNA from Punica granatum (pomegranate), 2858 nucleotides. Lineage: Eukaryota; Viridiplantae; Streptophyta; Magnoliopsida; Myrtales; Lythraceae. The record is from RefSeq and is a predicted model, not a curated record.
CUGGCAAACAAUGUCAAGCAAGUCCCAACAGAAAAUGGCCUAGUGAUUGCCUCCCAUCUUUCAGUCUCUCCUCUCCGGCGGCGAUUCCAGAAACAAGCCGGCCUCUUUUAAUCAAUUUCAAUUCUGUUUGUUAACAUCAAAUUCUAUCUAUCUAUCUAUCUAUCUAUAUAAGUACCAUUGCUGGCAGAGUUCAUCAAUCCCAUGCGCUGGCUUCUGAUUGAUUGAUUGUGAAAACAUGGAUGAAAAGAAGCUCAGUAAUUCGCCUAUCAUGGUGUUCUUCCUAGCUAGUCUGAUAUUGGUGCUUGGGGUUCCUCGGGGUCUUGCAGACUCUAAAGUCUCAUCUGCAAUCCUCAAGCGUGACCAGGAUGCUGUGUCCACUUACAUUGUCCAUGUCGAGAAGCCCAUGGGCAGGGUAUUUUCUGAGGAAGAGGAUCUUGAUUCGUGGUACCAGUCGUACUUGCCCGUUUCCUUAUCGAGCUCAGGCCAGCAGCCCACGAUUGUCCAUUCCUACCGGAAUGUGAUCACAGGCUUUGCUGCCCGGUUGACUGCUGAGCAAGCUGAGGCACUGAAAUCCAUGAAGGGGGUCGUGUACACAAAGCGUGAGAGGAUACUUUCUUUGCACACAACUCACAGUCCCGCUUUCUUGGGGCUCUACCAACAACUGAGCUUAUGGAAGGAAGCAAACCUUGGAAAGGGCGUGAUCAUUGGGGUCCUCGAUUCGGGUGUUGAUCCCAACCAUCCUUCAUUUUCAGAUGAAGGGAUGCCACCUCCUCCAGUGACGUGGAAGGGCAAGUGUGAGUUCAGGGCGACCGAGUGCAACAACAAGCUCAUAGGCGCAAGGAAUUUCGUCAACUCGGGCGGUAAGGCCAGCGCAGUCCCGCCUCCGCGCGAUGAGGAAGGACAUGGGACCCACACGUCAAGCACAGCAGCAGGUAACUUCGUGCCUGGUGCAAAUGCUCUAGGAAUGGCCAGCGGGAUGGCAUCUGGGAUGGCACCACUGGCCCACUUGGCAAUAUAUAAGGUAUGUUCUGAGGAAGGAUGUGGGGAGAGUGACAUAUUAGCCGCUAUGGAUGCAGCCAUAGCAGAUGGUGUCGAUGUCCUGUCCUUGUCCCUGGGUGGUGGAUCAGUUCCUUUCUUUGAUGACUCAAUUGCCAUCGGUGCUUUCGCAGCAAUGGAGAAGGGUAUCUUUGUUAGCUGUUCAGCAGGAAACGACGGUCCCCUUAACUCCACUCUAUCGAACGAAGCUCCAUGGAUUCUGACCGUCGGAGCGAGCAGUAUCGACAGGACCAUAAAGGCCACAGCCCGGCUUGGAAAUGCAGGUACAUAUGACGGAGAGUCCUUAUUUCAACCAAAGGACUUUCCCUCAAGACUUGUGCCCCUGGUUUAUGCCGGUGCAAAUGGGAACUCCUCCUCGGCACUCUGUGCAGAGGGGUCUUUGAGAAACUCUAAUGUCCGGGGCAAAGUAGUCCUCUGCGAGAGGGGUGGUGGGAUAGCGAGGAUUGCAAAGGGGCAAGAAGUGAAGGAUGCUGGCGGCGCUGCCAUGAUCCUCAUGAACGAUGAGCUCAACGCCUACAGCACGUUAGUAGACGCACAUGUCCUUCCGGCAACCCACGUGAGCUAUGCAGCAGGGUUGAAGAUCAAAGGCUACAUCAACUCCACAUCGACCCCGACGGCGACCAUUGCAUUCAAGGGGACAAUCAUUGGGGAUCCUUCUGCCCCAGCAGUGACUUCCUUCUCUUCACGGGGACCCAGCAUUGAAAGCCCAGGGAUCUUGAAACCAGACAUCAUUGGCCCCGGCGUUAGCAUCCUAGCAGCAUGGCCAUUCCCUAUAGAGAACGACACAAAAACAACCGUAACCUUCAACAUCAUAUCCGGAACCUCAAUGUCUUGCCCUCACCUAAGCGGCGUUGCGGCUCUGCUUAAGAGUGCACACCCCGAUUGGUCACCAGCAGCAAUAAAAUCUGCAAUAAUGACCACUGCCAAUGUCUUCAACCUUGCAAAGAAGCCCAUCAUCAAUGAAAACCUUCUCCCUGCAGAUAUUUUCACCAUCGGCGCUGGCCACGUGAACCCGGCUAAAGCAUCAGACCCUGGGCUGAUUUACGACGUCAGUCCCGUGGAAUACAUUGCUUACUUAUGUGGAUUGGGCUACUCAGAUAAGGAGAUAGCUUUCGUAACACAAAAAAAUGUCUCCUGCUCUUCAGUCAGAAGCAUACCCGAGGCACAACUAAAUUAUCCUUCCUUUAGUAUAAUUCUCGGUUCUAGCCCACAGAAUUACACAAGAACGGUGACGAAUGUUGGUAGCACCGGGUCUUACACGUAUAAGGUUGAUGCGCCAGAUGGCGUUGAUGUUACUGUGAGUCCUAGCAUGCUCAAAUUCUCGGGGACAGGCCAGUCGGCCACAUACACUGUGGCAUUCAGCAGAAGUUCGAGCGGUAGCACCGGGAAGCCGUUCUCGCAGGGAUCUGUGACAUGGGUGUCUGAUCGGUACGUAGUCAGGAGCCCAAUUGCUGUCAUAUUUAAAUGAGAGGAAACACUUUGGCCUUGCUGCUGAGUGCAUACUGUGCUUGAGAGACUUCCAAGCUCGGUGACAGGGGAAGAGGACGAUGCAUAUAGAAGCUCUGCAGUGUCCCCGAUGGCAACAUUAUCUUCACGUUUCAGUCACUUGAAUAAUUGAAUUUAGAGUCAGGAUUCCUGUUUCUUUUAGAUCCUAACGAUCCAAAUCUUCAGAUGGGAGUGUGACAAUUCUUGUUCCGGAGAAAUUGAAGAGUACACGAGUUGCAUUUGCUUUAAUCUCUUCUACUCUGUAAGGUGUGGAAAAACUUCCAUGCUCAGCCCAAAUACAUUACAGAAUUGGCUUG